Molecule: messenger RNA, 2051 nt
Organism: Momordica charantia (bitter melon)
Lineage: Eukaryota; Viridiplantae; Streptophyta; Magnoliopsida; Cucurbitales; Cucurbitaceae
Product: D-3-phosphoglycerate dehydrogenase 1, chloroplastic
Biological process (GO): L-serine biosynthetic process
Cellular component (GO): chloroplast stroma
Molecular function (GO): NAD binding; phosphoglycerate dehydrogenase activity
Source: RefSeq, a predicted model, not a curated record
CUGUAUCCAUCACAAUCACUAGCUAAACCUCUCACCUCUUCUAUUAAACCCUAGAUCUUCAUCUUCCUCUCGCCGUCGCUCCGCCGUACCGCCGACGACAAAUGGCUGCCUCCGCUUCCCCUGCACUCCGCACUCCUUCGCUCCGGUUUUCUUCUCUCUCUUCCAAGCUUCCUGUUUCUUCGGCUUUUUCUGUUAAUCUUCGUCCUCGGAGUGUUGGCGGGGGGCCGCGGUUUGUUGUGCUCGUUUCCGCGUCUUUGAAUGCGAAGCCGACGGUUCUUGUUGCGGAGAAGCUUGGUGAAGCAGGUAUUGAUCUCCUCAAGGAAUUCGCUAAUGUCGAUUGCUCGUAUAAUUUGAGCCCUGAGGAGCUCUGCACCAAGAUCUCGCUCUGCGAUGCGCUUAUUGUGCGGAGUGGGACUAAGGUUAGCCGCGAAGUGUUUGAAUCCUCUGGAGGGAGGUUGAAGGUCGUUGGGAGGGCUGGUGUUGGCAUUGACAAUGUGGAUCUGGCCGCCGCUACUGAGCAUGGUUGCUUGGUGGUGAACGCUCCCACUGCCAACACCGUGGCUGCCGCUGAGCAUGGAAUUGCGCUUUUGACUGCAAUGGCCAGAAAUGUUGCUCAAGCCGAUGCGUCUACUAAAGCUGGGAAGUGGCAACGCAACAAAUAUGUAGGUGUAUCGCUUGUCGGGAAAACACUGGCUGUAAUGGGAUUUGGAAAAGUUGGAUCUGAAGUUGCUCGUCGUGCAAAGGGACUUGGCAUGCAUGUAAUUGCACAUGACCCAUAUGCCCCAGCUGAUCGCGCUCGUGCCAUAGGCGUUGAGCUUGUGAGCUUCGAUGAAGCCAUUGCAAUUGCUGAUUUCAUCUCUUUACAUAUGCCUUUAACUCCAGCCACGUCAAAGAUUCUCAAUGAUGAAAAUUUUGCGAAGAUGAAGAAAGGAGUUAGGAUUGUGAAUGUUGCUCGUGGAGGAGUGAUUGAUGAAGAAGCUCUUGUGAGGGCGCUGGAUGCCGGAAUUGUUGCUCAGGCUGCACUUGAUGUUUUCACUGAGGAACCACCCUCUAAGGAUAGCAAGUUGGUUCAGCAUGAGAAUGUCACUGUCACUCCCCAUCUCGGUGCCAGCACAAUGGAGGCUCAGGAAGGAGUUGCUGUUGAAAUAGCUGAAGCCGUUGUUGGAGCCUUGAAAGGGGAGCUUGCUGCUACUGCUGUCAAUGCUCCGAUGGUUCCUGCAGAGGUGUUAACAGAGCUGAAACCAUUUGUUGUACUCGCUGAGAAAUUGGGAAGAUUGGCUGUCCAAUUGGUAGCUGGAGGAAGUGGUGUGAAAACUGUGAAAGUAACAUAUGCUUCUUCUAGAGCCCCUGAUGAUCUUGACACCAGACUUCUUCGUGCCAUGAUAACCAAGGGUCUAAUCGAGCCCAUUUCUAGUGUUUUCGUGAACUUGGUCAAUGCUGAUUUUACUGCCAAACAGAGAGGACUAAGGAUAACCGAGGAGCGAGUCAUUCUGGAUGGGUCACCCGAGAAACCAUUAGAAUACAUUCAGGUCCAGAUCGCCAACGUGGAAUCAAAAUUUGCCAGCGCUAUAUCAGAUAGUGGAGAGAUAAAGGUGGAAGGACUUGUGAAAGAUGGAAUCCCUCACCUCACGAAGGUCGGAUCCUUUGAAGUUGAUGUAAGUUUGGAGGGUAGCAUCAUACUCUGCAGGCAAGUUGACCAGCCAGGUAUGAUUGGAAAAGUUGGAAGCAUUCUUGGAGAAGAAAAUGUUAAUGUCAGCUUCAUGAGUGUUGGGAGGAUCGCUCCUCGAAAGCAGGCUGUUAUGGCCAUCGGUGUCGAUGAUCAACCCAGUAAGGAAUCUUUGAAGAGGAUUGGUGAUGUUCCAGCGAUUGAAGAGUUUGUUUUCCUCAAGUUGUAGAAUGUGGUCAUGAACAUGACCCUUUCCUUCCUUCUUUCCCCCAUCGUUCUAGUCUGUGUACCACCCUCUCGGGAUUUGGGUACAUUCCUACAUGUUUGGCCCCAAUUUUGACAAUUUUCAUUAAAAUAAGUUGGUUUGUUUUCUCAACUUUUUAAA